ACCGUGAUGCCGACGAUGCUGCGAGCGUUCGUGGUGGCUCUGAGCGUGACAACGAUCAGCUAUACACCUGCACGUGCUGACGAAGUGUCGUUCGUAGGAUUGUGCACUCCAAGCCUCCCUGCCGCCCGUAUUUUAAGAAAGCCAUUCGUGACACCAACCAUGACAUCGGAUUCGAAGCAAUAUAGCAAGUACCAGCCCAUGAACAUGCUUGACAGGAGGUCGUUCUUGUCGAAAACUCUUCUAGUUGCUCCUGCACUGUCCUUCGGUUUUCAGGCUACUGAGUUCGCUGCGGCGGAAUACGACACGAAAAAUCUUCCUGUAUCCUUGCAGAAGUUGAUGGGCGACUUUCCACUCGAAGAUGCCACCAUUGCAAUCUUUGACGACAACUCCAAAUUGCCUCAGAAAAUGUUGAAGGAGCUUCAAAACAAGGGCAUCAAGGCUAUUGGGAUCGGAGCGGGCGGCGACCUCGCCAGCAUGAGAGAUAAGUACAGAGAGAAUGAGUGCUAUGCGGCCAUUGUCCCAGACGGCAAGUUUGUCAAGAAUAUCAUGAGCGGCCGCGGUCUAGAAUGUGAUCA
This is a messenger RNA of Guillardia theta CCMP2712, 575 nucleotides long. RefSeq lists its product as hypothetical. The transcript is spliced from 2 exons. The record is from RefSeq and is a predicted model, not a curated record. Lineage: Eukaryota; Cryptophyceae; Pyrenomonadales; Geminigeraceae. The annotation marks the transcript as partial.